Messenger RNA from Pocillopora meandrina, 5494 nucleotides. NCBI's taxonomy places the organism in Eukaryota, Metazoa, Cnidaria, Anthozoa, Scleractinia, Pocilloporidae. The record is from the annotation of a GenBank genome assembly.
AUGUUCCUGAUAGCUCUGGCUCUAAGUGAUAUUCUGAUGUCUACUAUCUGUAUACCUUUUACAGUUGCAAGUCUUUUCCACGGCAGGUGGAUCUUUCAUGAAACGGUCUGCCGUUUUCAAGCAUUUGAUAUAUUUACAUUUGGGACGAGUAGUGUUGGAACUAUGGCAGCAAUUGCAGUCAGCCGAUAUUUCUGUGUUGUUAAUCGGGAAAAGUAUCCCUCGCUGUUUAAGAAACAAAGAUCCGUGAUGUACAUUUUCAUUGUUUGGUGUUUGGCUCUGGUUGGAUCUGUGCCCAUAUUAGUCUUCAAAAAUAACAGCGUUGAAUUCCAGCCUGGAAAAGCAAUGUGUCUGUACAAAUUUGAAAGUAACAUUGCUUACUCUGUCUUUAUGCACUGCUGUUUUAUCACAACACCCUUGAUUAUCAUCAAGAUCUCCUAUUUCAAAGUGUUCCGCGCCGUGUCGAGAUCAAAUCGUGUUUUCUCACUGGAAAAUAACCUGGAACUUCUUCGGGUGAAUGUGGAAGAAGCCAAAGUGACGAAACGCUUGGUAGCAGUUGUGGUCGGCUUUGCAUGCUGUUGGCUUCCCGUUUUUGUCGUUGAUAACAUCGACAUGGCACGUGGAGAACCCACGCUACCACGACAAGUGUACUUGACUAACAGCCUCUUAAUUUACCUGAGUAGCACCAUAAACCCAUUCAUAUAUUGUGCCACAGAUAAGAGGUUCAGACGAGAGUAUAAGGUUGUUUUGAGGAAGAUUUUUACCCUUAAAUGCCGAGACAACAGCGAGAACGGUAACGCCUAACUGAAAUAGCCAGAGAAAUGUGGUAGGAAUGUGAAUGUGGAGGAAACCAAAAUGACGAAGCGUUUGGUUGCAGUUGUAGUCGGCUUUGCAUGCUGCUGGCUUACUAUUUUCAUCAUCGACAAUAUCGACAUGGCGCAUGAAGAGCCCACGCUACCACGACCAGCUUACUUAGCAUAUGGCUUUUUGCUUUACUUGAGUAGCACCAUAAACCCCUUCAUAUAUUGUGCCACAGAUAAGAGGUUCAGACGGGAGUAUAAGGCUGUUUUCUGGAAGAUUUUUAGCUUCAAAUGCCGAGCCAACAACGAAAACAACGACGGUUAACUGAAAUGGCUCAAGACCUGGUGUAGUGGUAGUUUUUUUUCUGAGAUUUUAACUGAGGUUGUUACUGGUAAAAUUGGAAACAUUUGAAGGUCUUCACAAGAACCCAUGUUGAUUUGUAGACUGGCUUGAGUUACCGAAAAGAGUGACAAAAUAAAUACUUUGCACAAACCUAGAAGUCAUUUGGAGGAUCCCUAAGACAGGUACCCUGAGUGAUUGCAGCAUCUGGCGGGGAAUUACCCUCUUAUCAGUACCAAGAAAAAUCUUGGCUAAGAUCAUCAUCAAGUGAAUGUAAACACAGUGGACCAAGAGCUCGGGAAGGAACAAGUAAGGUUCAGGGAAGGAAAGGAAUGUAGCGAACAGAUCUUUUCUUUCAAAAUAUCAUCAGGUAACGCACGGACUGGAAAAGACAGCUGUGCAUUAACUUUUACAAAGCAGUUGACAGCAUCCAUAGAGACAGUCUCUUUUUAAUUUAAAAGAGGAAUUUUGUUCUCGAGAAAAACUGUUAUGUAUGUAAAAGUGAAUUUUUGUUUGUAUAUGGAUAUCAGUUUAAAACAUUUCUCUUUUCAUUUACACUUUUCUUAUUGAGGUUAAUUUCCUGUGCCCUCCAAUGACUUCUCUGAAGCUCGGGGCCAAACUAGAGAUAAUCGAAAGGAACAUCUUAAAACAGAUGUCCGCAAAUUUGAGUAAACUUCUUCAAUCAUAACUCAGCCGGGACAUGACCGUUUGAGUUUACAUGUCGUCUUCAUCAUUAUUAUCCACUGUAAGUGAGAAAUUGUUGCUUUGAAAUAUGUAAAAUUGGACGUGAACUUUUUCUCAGAAAUAUUCUUAAUUAAACCUACUUAACUGUCAUUCAAAUGUUCAACACACUCAACAUACAGUAACCUACUUUCGUCAAACCCUAUAAUAAAUUAAAUAGGCUGAUACUUGUUCAAAUAAUUACGCCAAAAUUUUUUUCAGUUUAAACUAAGAAUUCGUACAAAGUGAACUGUUUUCUUUCCAAGGAAUAUCUGUUAUUUUAACAGCAAACAUAUAGAAAGGGGUCUUUUUAUUUGAUUUCAGUGCACACAGCUCAUAAUUACAUUCCUUGGAGUUGGGCUUGUUAAUCGGGCACCUGACAAAUUUUAAAAUUUGCCAAAGCCAAAGAAACGAAGCGUUUGGUUGCAGUUGUAGUCGGCUUUGCAUGCUGCUGGCUUCCUAUUUUCAUCGUCGACAAUAUCGACAUGGCGCAUGGAGAGCCCACGCUACCACGACCAGCUUACUUAACAUACGGCUUUUUGGUUUAUUUGAGUAGCACGAUAAACCCCUUCAUGUAUUGUGCCACAGAUAAGAGGUUCAGACGAGAGUAUAAGGUUGUUUUCUGGAAGAUUUUUGGCUUCAAAUGCCGAGCUAACAACGAAAACAACGACGCUGAACUGAAAUGGCACAAGACCUGAUGUAGUAUGGAGAUUUUGUCCGAGGUUGUUACUGGUAAAAUUGGAACAUCUGGGUGUCUUUACACGAAACCAUGUUGACUUGUAGACUGGCUUGAAUAACCGAAAAGAUUGAGAAAAAUAAAUACUUUACACAAACCUGGAAGCAAUGUUGAGGAUCCCAAAGUCAGGCACCUUUAGUGGUUGCAGCAUCUAGCGGAGAAUUACCCUCUUAUCAGUUCCAAGAAAAAUCUUGGCUGAGAUCAUCAUCGAGUGGAUAUAAAACACGGUGGACCAAGCGUUCGUGAAGGAACAAGUAAGGUUCAGGAAAGAAAAGGGUUGCACCGACCAGAUCUUUACUUUUCAAACAUCAUCAGGUAACGCACAGAGUGGCAGUUGACAGCAUCCUCAGAGAUAGUCUCCUGUACUGGAUCCUGCAGCAAAUAUUUCAUCAUUGUCAUCAUCAACAUCAUUUUAUUAGUCACUUCAGAUAUAACAUUUAUACAGGCUUAACAGUAUGGUAGGGCGAGGAGACCUUUAAGAAACCACCAAGCUUAUAGGGAAGGCCACCUCGGUUGUCAUUACGUUUGAAAUUAAGAUGUGGAUGUGGAUGUGCGGCUUGGCCAAUUCGGACUCAUUUCAUUAAGAAAUCAAUCAUCUUUCUUUUAAAAGUAAGAAAAGAUAGUCAAACCAGUGAUCGAUAUUGGGAGAGAAUGCCAAGUUUAAGGACCCUGUUAGAGUAUUGUAAAUUGUUCAAGAUUAGUACGACAGAAGAUCAGGAAGAUCAGCCAAAACAAGACGGAAUUUAUGAUUCCGAAUGUCCCAAACCCCCAGCUGAUUAGAAAUGGAAUUCACGUACCUGGGCAAUACAGUCAGACAUGAUGAAGGAACAAGCAAGGACAUCAAGAACCGCUUAGUGAAAGUCAUCAAUGUAGUCAGCAUGCUCAACAAUGUAUAGAGGUCCCAGCAGUAGAGCACUAAGAUCAGGCAAAAACUAUAUCAUAGCUGUGUCGCAUCCACCCUAAUAUGUGGCUCUGAAGAAGGCGAUCUAUGCAGAUGGUCAGUCUUCCAUAGUCUUCCUAAAUUUUGUGUUAGAUACAGUUCCCUUUGGUUUGCGCACUGGACUCAACAAUGUCUGGUCGUUAAAAAAAGCGAAAAGCUAGAAAUUUGGCUCACAUUUGAUCAUCGUAUUCACGCGGUUGUUAAUGAAAAAAAAACUUAUGAAUUUUUUCUUUUGUCCAAACUAAAAGUCAAGAUGGCGUCAAUUCUUUAUUUCAGGAAGCGAUUUCAGUGAUAUUGAAGAGUUUGCCAACUCGUAUAAUUGAUUUCCAAACCUUUAUCAGGGAGAUAUUUUUCAAAUAAAACUUUAAUUUUCUUCUUGAACCGCUAGAACAGUUUUUUUGAUGAGUCAGUGUUGUCUAAAAGAUAACAUCUCUGUUUACUCGCAGCUUUACAAUUUUCAUUUUAAGACAUUCCACAAAGAAUUACGAUUGAAUUUCAUGAGUUUAGGUAAACGACUAAUUUACUGUUUAUUACGUUGUUAUAUUACAGUUUCUAAGUUUCUAAGCCGACGAUUUUUCUAACUUCUUCUUUCGUUCUAGAUACGUGAAUAAAUGUAAGAAGGCUGUAAACUUAUGGUUAAUUUAGAGCUUAGAUUGACUUUUCCGCUUCGUUAUUUGAUAACAAGAUGUUCUUACAAUAUCCUCUCGGUCUUAGAACAAAGGUUUUUAAUUUAAGCAGAAAUUUAGAGUGGCUUAAAUUAUAAUUUCAAAUUUGACCGUCACUUAACCUUCGCGAUCUUAUAUGCCCAUCCAAAAAAAAUUAGUUCCCCCAUACGAUGCCGAAAAUUGUUAAUAACAGACUGGACUUCAAUUUUUUUUCUGAGAGAGGGUUUUAGUUUUUUCCAGCUAUUUUUACUGCAGAAAUGAGAGUUGUUCAAACUCUUUAAGAUAUCUUAUCCCUUUCGUGAGCGGCGUAAUUAUAUGUUUGUUUAUUAACCUGCUGUGUGAAGAAAUUGUUUAGACAAGAUACGGAGAAAUAGAAACAACAUCUUUUCUUUCACUCUAAAGAGAUAUGUCGAUAUAUUAAAAGCGAUUCAACAACACUUAUCCGGAGUUAAAUUACAUAGUUCCAUUAUAAUAAACCUCUUUCAGCAACAACGCCAUACCGCACGAGCUCUCGCCGAACAGAAACAGUUUUCAUUUGGCCCUACAACUUCCAACUUGAUGAGAAUGAUAACAACGAUGACAUACAGACAUUUUUUAAUAUUCAUUAAUUGCAAUGUGUUUACAGAUAGGAUGUGAUGGAAAAUAACAUUUGCUUUUCGGUGUUGGUAGAAAGUGUUGGUAAUCGCGCACACCAGCGGGUUUCGCCGAUCCCUGCUUCAAAAAGUUGACAACAAAGACUGUGCAGAAGUGUAACUGAAUUAAUAAUCUUUUCGCCGAGCUAGAGCUUAUUGACCAAAAGCAGUGAUGACAAGUGAACUCUCCCUUGAGCUUGCCACAAGAGAGGAGGUGUUAGUGUGGACUGAAACAGUUCUGUUUGCUUUUACCAAUGUCGUGGCUGUCUUCGGAAAUCUUCUCACUUUUUACGCCGUGUACAGAAACCACAGGCUGCGAACAGUUACCAACAUGUUCGUAAUAGCUCUGGCUUUCAGCGAUAUUCUGAUGUGUACCUGCUGUAUGCCUUUUACAGUUGUCGCUCUGUUCCAUGGCCAGUGGAUAUUUGGCAAAUCUUACUGUCUCUUUCAAGGUUUUGCCGCGCUGACUCUCGCGAUGGUCUCCAUAGUUACCAUGGGUGUCAUUGCCGUCAACCGAUUCUUCUGCGUUGUAAAACCAGAAAAGUAUCUCUUUGUGUUUAAGAAGCAAAGAGCGUUGAUAUACAUUGUCAUUGUGUGGUGCCUGGCUUUCGCUGGAUCUGUGCUCCCGUUUUCCUUUGUUUGCAAUGUGUUCGUACACGUUUGA